Molecule: messenger RNA, 480 nt
Organism: Stereum hirsutum FP-91666 SS1
Lineage: Eukaryota; Fungi; Basidiomycota; Agaricomycetes; Russulales; Stereaceae
Exons: 1
Coding region: 1-480 (159 amino acids)
Source: RefSeq, a predicted model, not a curated record
AUGACACUUCAGGAUGAUUUGUCACGCUCGAGGAACGCUGAAGAGAGACAAGAAACUGAGACAUUCGAAUUGAAAAAGAAAAGUCCUGGCUAUUAUUUGUACAUACUCCAAAGAGAGAACGCGCUUGCGGGCGUUUACGGUUUAGCGCGCUGCCACCCGUCGUGCGCAUGGUCCGUGCGCACAUCUCCCAUCCUUUAUAACCGUGCGUCGGACAUCCUGAUUCUGCAUACUUACCUUGAUGGGUCGUGCCCCUUCACGUACCUGGGUGCGUCGGCGGUUGGGCUCUUCCAUUGCACGGCGACCUUGUCCCCAGAGGAGCCUGGUCGUUUGUACGGUCCUAUGGGCCGUGCACCGUCUAAAUAUUUUCCUGUCCCACUCCGGCCCUCGGGCUGGGUGGGCCAUCUUUUUUGUCGGUUUUCGGCGCUAACCCUAACCCUAUUUACCUAUAUAUGGCAAUUUACCUCAUGGUUUACCUCCUGA